Messenger RNA from Toxotes jaculatrix (banded archerfish), 2174 nucleotides. Its product is annotated as heterogeneous nuclear ribonucleoprotein A/B-like. Gene Ontology annotation, cellular component: nucleoplasm. The transcript is spliced from 9 exons. Gene Ontology annotation, biological process: regulation of gene expression. NCBI's taxonomy places the organism in Eukaryota, Metazoa, Chordata, Actinopteri, Toxotidae. The record is from RefSeq and is a predicted model, not a curated record. Gene Ontology annotation, molecular function: RNA binding. The coding region runs from base 137 to 1126 and encodes 329 amino acids.
GGCAGCUCCGUUGGUCACAUCCGGUCGUAUAUAUGUUGCCACGAGUUAGCGGCGAAUUUGGAGAGUGUCCAUUUUGAGUAACGAGUCGGCGUCUCUGGUAUUUUGUCUUAAAUCUCUUGAAGAGCCCACCGUCACAAUGUCAGACGCUGAGAAUCUGCUCAUGGAAACGUCGGAGCAGAAUGGCAACGAGGGGGACGAUGACCAAAAUGGAGCAGAGCAGGAGCUGGAUCAGGAGCUAGAACAGGAGCUGGAUCAGGAGCAGGAGCUGAUGGGUGGAGAUGAUAGCCAAGAUAAUGGCACAGAUGGAGGAAAGAUUGAUGCCAGCAAAGGAGAGGAGGACGCUGGUAAAAUGUUCGUGGGUGGCCUCAGCUGGGACACGAGUAAAAAGGACCUGAAGGAUUACUUCAGUAAGUUUGGUGAGGUGUCGGACUGCACCAUCAAGAUGGACUCCAACACCGGCCGGUCCCGAGGCUUUGGCUUUGUUCUUUUCAAAGACUCCGCCAGCGUGGACAAGGUUCUGGAGCAGAAGGAACACAGACUGGACGGACGUCAGAUUGACCCCAAGAGGGCGAUGGCCAUGAAGAAGGAGCCUGUCAAGAAGAUCUUUGUCGGAGGUUUGAACCCUGAGGCGACUGAAGACACCAUCAGGGAAUAUUUCGGGGCCUUUGGAGAGAUCGAAACCAUUGAGCUUCCCAUCGACCCCAAAUCAAAGAAAAGGAGGGGUUUCAUCUUCAUCACAUACAAAGAUGAAGCAAGCGUCAAGAAGUGUCUGGAGAAGAAGUACCACAACAUUCAGGGGGGCAGGUGUGAGCUGAAGAUCGCCCAGCCGAAGGAGGUGUAUCAGCAGCAACAGUAUGGAGCAGGACGUGGUGGUGGUUAUGGAGGCCGGGGUGGCAGGGGCCGUGGAGGUCAGAACCAGGGCUGGAACCAGGGCUAUGGAAACUACUGGAACCAGGGAUACGGUAACCAAGGCUAUGGCUACAGUGGGUACGGUGGCUAUGGCAACUACGACUACUCUUCUGGUUACUAUGGAUAUGGUCCCGGAUAUGAUUACAACCAGGGCAAUGCCAGCUACGGAAAAACCCCAAGACGGGGGGCACACCAGACCAGCUACAAACCAUACUGAUGAUCACAUGGUAUUGCAAGGACUCCAGUGAUCCACUGAGACCGACUGCUGAACGGACACACUGGGCCUAACUCGACCUCUUUUAUGACACAAGACCAUUUGUACAGAAAACAUCCAAAAUGUAACUUUUCCAUGUUUUUUUUUUUCCCUGUUUUUUUUUUUCUUUUUUUUUUUUUUUUUUUUUUUAAAUUCUAUAAUUUUUAGGUUUUACUUUUCCCUUUUGGUGUUCUUUUUUUUUCCCUCCACAUUUCCAUCGGCGGAAGUGUAAUUUUUACUGUACUUUUUGGUACCGUUUUGAUUCUAAUGUAUUGUAAGGGUUGUAUUUUACAUGUUUGCUGGCUUUACAGGUUUAAAAAUCUUGGCGCUGUAAAGGAGCUUUUUUGACAAAUAAAAACAGUUUUCAGUAAUUUUUUUGUUCUGAUGCUUCUAAGUUGUGGGGUGGAACAUUAAGAAGUUUUUAGGUUUAGAUUUAGUAAUCAAUACUUUAGAAGUCAAUACUGAUUGCUCUUGGUGUUUUGUAGCCACACAAUCCAAUGAUCUGUAAUAAUGAAGGAUGCUAAGCUUCUGAGGUUGUCAGCCCAACUAAAUAAUUUUCUUUACAACCUCUCAGUUGACACAUUGGAUUUAUUUAUUUUUUUAAACUGCCCCCCCCCCCCCCCCCCCCCCUUUUUUUUUUUUCUUUUUUUUUUUUAAAUGGAGUUCAGUGUACUGAGUGAAACUUAAGUUACAAUUCCUCAAAACUGAAGGCCAGGACCUUCUGAAUUUACCAGGGUAUUAACAUCUGAAAGUAUGCAGAUGUGUGGGAUGCAAUGGGGGGAAAUGACUCCUCCACACUUAACUGUAAACCCCAAAAUACCUCUCAAAAACAAACAAAUUGUUUAAGUUUCUAUUUUGAUUUAGUUUGUGUUUGUCAAAUGUCCUUGGUUUUAGAAAUACCCACCCUGAAGUCUAAUGUCUACUUCGCUUUUCUGGACAGACUUCAGACCUCUGGAGUCUCCUCAGUUAGUGUCUCUGGCAAUCUAUUAGUAAUAAACAUUCUUGUUUGUAA